Colletotrichum acutatum is the source of this 1471-nucleotide messenger RNA. RefSeq names its product metallo-beta-lactamase superfamily protein. The record is from RefSeq and is a predicted model, not a curated record. The coding region runs from base 434 to 1333 and encodes 299 amino acids. The transcript has a single exon. NCBI's taxonomy places the organism in Eukaryota, Fungi, Ascomycota, Sordariomycetes, Glomerellales, Glomerellaceae.
UUUCGAGGCUGGCUGGAAUGCGCCCCCUCUAGCAAGGGGUCCUGCGGUUGCCAGGGAUGCUCAUUGCUGACAUCUUUGGACUGGGGGCGGAUUACGGCUGGCGGAGCUGAAUGCUUAUCGGAAUGCUCAUUAUUGGCCAGAAUACGGCCACAGGAAUUCUCGCAAUGGGCCGAGAAACGGGUGCCUGCAAAUUGGAAAUGAUGGGACCAUUCUUAAAGAAUCCCGCGUGGCCAAGCGAACGUUGGUCAGCCUGAGUUCAAUAAUUUUUACCCCUCGACUGGCGAUCGACCCGAGAUUUUGGAAGCCAUCGUCAAGCGCAGCUACGAUACAGAGGAGAACGGCACUACCGAGCUUGGCAUCAAUAUAUAGAGGAAGAAAGGCACGAAAAGGUUACACAGGAGUCACAGAAAGUGACAUCAGAAAAGCUGCCAUCAUGGCGCCCACCGACAAGAUCUCACUCGAGUUCAUCGCCACCGGCAACGUCUGGAUGCAUACCGGGAUGCAAGGCCAACCCAUAGAGAACCGCAACAUCGCCCUCCGCUUACUCCGCUCCUUCACUGGCGAUUGGAUCGGCCCCAUGCCCCUCGGCGCAUUCCUCAUCCACCACCCCAAGGGCCCCAUCCUCUUCGACACGGGCGUCUCGACGCACUGCACCGAGCCGGGCUACUUUCCCUGCUGGAACCCGGUGCCAGGCAUUCUCAACAAGCUAGAGGUGACGAAAGAGGACGGCAUCGUCACGCAGCUCCGGAAACGCGGCAUCGAGCCCACCGAUCUCCAGUUCAUCAUCAUUAGCCAUCUCCACCACGAUCAUGCCGGCGGACUGGAGGUUCUUGCUGUCGAGGCGCCCAAUGUGCCCAUCUAUGUCGGCAUGGAACACUGGGAUGCGUUCGGGAAGCAUCCCGUCUACGCUGCUAUGCAAGGGUGCACGCCGGACCGGUGGCCGAAGGAUUUCGAGCCACGGAUCCUCGACUUUGAGGAGAAGCGCGCUGUAGGGCCGUGGGGCCGGUCGUGUGAGCUUGCACCAGGCGGGACUAUUGUUGCGGUUGAUACGCCGGGGCACGUGCCGGGUCAUAUCUCGUUGAUUGUGGUGGGGGAUAACGACGAUGGGAGCAAGACGAGGUAUCUGCUAACGGGGGAUGCCACGUAUGCGAUUAACGUGUUGGAUAAGGAGGAGCCAGACGGUGCGAAUAGUGAUCCUGUGGCGGCGUUUGAGAGUUUGAAGAAGAUUAAGGCGUAUGCUCGGAGCCACGACGUCGUUGUGCUGCCGAGUCACGAUCCGAAUACGCCCAGGUUGCUUAGGGAUAAGGUGCUCUAUAGGCCGGGGAAGCAUUAGAUGGAUAUUGCAGUGUCUGUAGCAGAAGAGACAGCAUAGCUGUAAGUUGUAGGAAUAAGCGUGUGGCUCAUCAGAACAACCUCGGGUAUAGGAUGAGAUGUGAGAAAUGUCUAUACUCUGUGGUAUGCUCAUGAUACA